UGUCAGAAGUUGGCAAAGGAAUGGAGGGGAGAAAUUGUGAAUCCGCACCGUAGCUAAAGCCGGAACUGUCUCCCCCGGUCUCCCGGCCUCUGGUUUGUGGUCUCCGCCACCACUUGUUUCCCGCCAGACGGGGUGGAUUCUUGAGUGUGCAUCCACUGAGAGGCAGGGGGGCAGUAGGUUAGAUGUUCCUGGCGGAGGAUGGGAUGCGUCUGCCCGCCUGCGGGCAUUUUAGCAUUCCAAGUCGAUCGAUGUGUCUGUCCGUCAGUCCAGACCACCACCAGCAUCAACGUUUAGACCACACAGGCCCUGUUGCCCUACUCCCAUCACAACUGCCUCCCCUUCCCGCGUCCACUUGGCUCUCCUUCCUCACUGCUGCCUCUGCAACCUAGAACCAUCUUCAGGUAACCGAUCCGAGGCACCGUGGGCGGCCCGGGCUCCUCCUCUUCCAGCUAUCCUUCCGAGAGGGUGUUCUGGGAGACGCCCAGGCCGAUCCCAGGUCACAGGGCAAGCGGGUCCGGGGCUCCAGUGUGGGCCCCUGCCCAGCGGAAUUGAAGGGUCAAGGGACCAGAUCGUUCGGAACCAGGGAACUCAGGGGGUUUGGAAAGGAUGCACUUGCAGGGCGGAAAUGAGUGUGAUGUGGGAAGCCUGGUGCCGCCGCCCCACCCUCUGCGUCUGCCCCAGGGCUGGGGGCUCUGCCACUCCCCUAAAGCCCUUAUGAAGCGACCCGGGAAAAGUGUCUCAGUUUAAAAUGGUGAAUUACUCUUACGAUGAAGAUCUUGAAGAACUCUGUCCCGUGUGUGGAGACAAAGUGUCUGGAUACCAUUAUGGGCUCCUCACCUGUGAAAGCUGCAAGGGGUUUUUUAAGCGAACAGUCCAAAAUAAUAAAAGGUACACAUGUAUAGAAAACCAGAACUGCCAAAUUGAUAAAACACAGAGAAAGCGUUGUCCUUACUGUCGAUUUCAAAAAUGUCUAAGUGUUGGAAUGAAGCUAGAAGCGGUAAGGGCUGACCGAAUGCGCGGGGGAAGGAAUAAAUUUGGGCCAAUGUACAAGAGAGACAGGGCCCUAAAGCAACAGAAAAAAGCCCUCAUCCGAGCCAAUGGACUUAAGCUAGAAGCCAUGUCUCAGGUGAUCCAAGCAAUGCCCUCUGAGCUCACCAUCUCUUCUGCAAUUCAGAACAUCCAUUCUGCCUCCAAAGGCCUACCUCUGAACCACGCUGCCUUGCCUCCCACAGACUAUGACAGAAGUCCCUUUGUAACCUCCCCCAUUAGCAUGACAAUGCCACCUCAUGGCAGCCUGCAAGGUUACCAAACAUACAGUCACUUUCCUAGCCGGGCCAUCAAGUCUGAGUAUCCAGACCCCUACACCAGCUCACCGGAGUCGAUCAUGGGCUAUUCCUAUAUGGAUAGUUACCAGACAAGCUCCCCAGCAAGCAUCCCACAUCUGAUACUGGAACUUCUGAAGUGUGAGCCAGAUGAGCCUCAAGUCCAGGCCAAAAUCAUGGCCUAUUUGCAGCAAGAGCAAGCUAAUCGAAGCAAGCAUGAAAAGCUGAGCACGUUUGGGCUUAUGUGCAAAAUGGCUGAUCAAACCCUCUUCUCCAUUGUUGAGUGGGCCAGGAGUAGUAUCUUCUUCAGAGAACUUAAGGUUGAUGACCAAAUGAAACUGCUUCAGAAUUGCUGGAGUGAGCUCUUAAUUCUCGACCACAUUUACCGACAAGUGGUACACGGAAAGGAAGGAUCAAUCUUCCUGGUUACUGGGCAACAAGUGGACUAUUCCAUAAUAGCAUCACAAGCCGGGGCCACCCUCAACAAUCUCAUGAGUCACGCACAGGAGUUAGUGGCAAAGCUUCGCUCUCUACAGUUCGAUCAACGAGAGUUUGUGUGUCUGAAAUUCUUGGUGCUCUUUAGUUUAGACGUCAAAAACCUUGAGAACUUCCAGCUGGUAGAAGGUGUCCAGGAACAAGUCAAUGCCGCCCUGCUGGACUAUACAAUGUGCAACUACCCGCAGCAAACAGAGAAAUUUGGGCAGCUACUUCUUCGACUACCCGAAAUCCGGGCCAUCAGUAUGCAGGCUGAAGAAUACCUCUACUAUAAGCACCUGAAUGGGGAUGUCCCCUAUAAUAACCUCCUCAUUGAAAUGUUGCAUGCAAAAAGAGCUUAGGUUACAACCCUGAGAAGCUCUGCUUUCAAAACAAAAAGAGAUUGGUGGGGGGAAAAGAAGAACAGAAGUAAAAAAAAAAAAAAAAAAAAAAAAAUACUCUGAACUGCUCCAAGCAACACUAAUUAAAAACUUGGUUUAAAGAUAUUGAAUUUAAAAAGGCAUAAUAAUCAAAUACUUAAUAGCAAAUAAAUGAUGUAUCAGGGUAUUUGUAUUGCAAACUGUGAAUCAAAGGCUUCACAUCCCCAAAGGAUUCCAUGUAAAAGACAUUAUAAUGGAGUGAAUUGAACUCACGGAUGGAUACCAACACCAUAUCAGAAUAAAAACGGACAGAACAAUUCUUGUAUAUUUAAACUGAUCUCCGCUGUGAAGAAAUUGAGGAACUGAUCUGUGUUGUUAAUUAGGCUUAUACAGCAGGGGAUUUGAGCUUACAGAAUUCCUUCAUGCUAAAGCUGAACUAAAACAACUCAAAAACCCAUCAGCUACACCUGUAAUAGCCCUUCCCUCUUCCUUCAAGGACCCAGCACCUUCUAUCCUGUGAUCACGGAAUCUGUCCUUACGGACUUGUGCUCAGCCACACCCACUCAUAGCUCCACCAAAUCAUGAAAAGCAUAAUUUUGAAUGUCUGUGUCAUAGACCUGCAAACAGCUAAUAAGAACAGUCUAUUAAUAUGUUAGCUUGCCAUUUUAAAUAUGUUCGGGUUUGUUUUGUCAUGUGUUCAUAAUGUUAAAAAAAAAAAAAAAGAAGAAGCAGGCAGUAUCCCUCUUCUGAUCUUAUAUAAGCAUUAAUAUUAAGGGAAAGGACUACAAACUUUUAAAGCAAAUGCUCCAUAGCUAAAGCAAGCUAGCCCUUAUUUCUGCUACUGUUACUGAACCGUGGCUUUGGCGUUGUUGGAUUUCGUAACGAUUUCUCACCAAAAGGCUUCUUAGGGUACAUCCGUCUUUUUAACCAUCAAAGUUUGUAGUUCAUUUAAAAAUAAAACCUGAAGCGUAUUUUGCUGGGAUGUCAAAUAGUCACAGUGCUAAGUAGUUUAAAAUAAAACCGAAGCAUGUUAAGCUAUGCAAAAAGAAAGAAAAGGGUUGGCUAAUAAAUGGCCUCAAGUCUCAUGCUUGUUGCAAUUGAACAUCCCCUAAACAUAGAAUGGAAACAGUGAUUUUUACAUGUGGAUGGAAAAGAUGAUAAAGUAAUUCAAAAUCUUCCCCGAAAGGGAAAGGAAGAGGGUGAUGCUGACCUUUCAAAGUCAUAGACCAAAGUCUGCUCUAGAACAAAUAUUGAAGUACAAAGAAUUGCAAAACAAUAUCUCCCAACGACAAUAGCAGUAUUAUUAACGUCUGAUGCCACAGGUAUGGAAGUCUUGCCUUAUUUCACAAUUCCGAGAGGUAGCUGUGCAGACGUGGAUCAACAUUUGUUUAAAAUAAAGUAUUAAUACUUUAAAGUCAAAUAAAAGAUAGUGUUUACAUUCUUUAGGUCCUGUGGGGGGAGGGGAGGGAACUAUGAUAUCACAAACUAGCUAAAGCAGUAAUUUCCUUAAUGUUAUUUUUCUGAUUGGUAAUUACUUUUCACAGUACCUAAUUAUUGUAUGUCGUGAGACACUAAAAUCAAAAACGGGAAUCUCAUUUAGACUUUAAUUUUUUUGAGAUUAUCAGCGGCACAAUCACUUGUAGAAACUGUAAAAAAUAAAUAUCUCCUAGUCCCUUAAUUUUUUCAUAAAUGUUUCAGGCUUUUGAAUAGUUUAUUUAUAUUGUAUAUCAUAGUUUCAACUGUAGACAAUUAUGAUGCUAAUUUAUUGUUCCUUGGUUUCACCUUUGUAUAAGAUAUAGCCAAGACUGAAGAAACCAAAUAUAUGUGUUUACUGUAGCAUGUCUUCAAGUUAGUGGAACAUAGUUCAGGGACAGAAAAGGGUCUUAAUGAAUUAAAAUCAUUCACUUGAUUAAA
Acinonyx jubatus (cheetah) is the source of this 4090-nucleotide messenger RNA. It is a transcript of the gene NR5A2, whose product is annotated as nuclear receptor subfamily 5 group A member 2. NCBI's taxonomy places the organism in Eukaryota, Metazoa, Chordata, Mammalia, Carnivora, Felidae. The transcript has 7 exons. Gene Ontology annotation, molecular function: nuclear receptor activity; zinc ion binding; RNA polymerase II cis-regulatory region sequence-specific DNA binding. Gene Ontology annotation, biological process: regulation of transcription by RNA polymerase II; tissue development; hormone-mediated signaling pathway. Bases 749 to 2158 code for a protein of 469 amino acids. Gene Ontology annotation, cellular component: RNA polymerase II transcription regulator complex. The record is from RefSeq and is a predicted model, not a curated record.